Molecule: messenger RNA, 4812 nt
Organism: Polistes dominula (European paper wasp)
Lineage: Eukaryota; Metazoa; Arthropoda; Insecta; Hymenoptera; Vespidae
Gene: Ack
Product: activated Cdc42 kinase
Biological process (GO): protein phosphorylation
Molecular function (GO): protein binding; ATP binding; protein tyrosine kinase activity
Source: RefSeq, a predicted model, not a curated record
AUAUAUUUUACGUGUGUGUAACAAUGCAAUGGGCGAGAAAUUCGUAUGGUGAAAGUUUCAUGGUAGCUUGUUGAAUCGAAUCGAAAAAUUGAGUCUCUCGCUUUUCCUGCACCCUAUCGACACAUUUGCGAACCUGUCAUGUGAGAGUUGACGCUUGAAGAAAUUUAUUCUAAGAAAAGUUUAUAUUAAGAUAGAAAGAGAGAGAGAGAGAGAGAGAGAGACUCCUGCGGUUACGUUCCUAUCACACAUAUAUGCAUUCGCUUUUACAUAGUUAUGUAUGUAUGAGUAUGUAACAGAAAAAAUCAAGGGGGAUGAUUUUCUACGUACGUUACCGAUAUCCGGGAGAAAAAUGACCAUAGAAACGAAUGCAUCUUCGUAGCCAUCAUCAUCACCAUCAUCAUUAUUAUCAUCGAUCAUCCUUUGAAAUGACAAAGAAAGAAAGAGACGGAAAUAGUGUGAUACGCGCGUGAAAGAAAGAUAAUGCACAACAAUCCUUAUUAUUCUUAUCCUUGAUAGUGUUUGAAGAAUAAUUAUAUUUUGGGUAUUGUGGUGGAGUAGUGAAAAUGGCAGACGACGAAGGAACUGAAUGGUUGCAAGAGCUUUUGCACGAUGUACAACUUACCCAGUUCUUUACAAGAAUUCGAGACGAUUUGCAAGUUACUAGAUUGCAUCAUUUUGAUUAUGUACAACCAGAAGAUUUAGAAAAGAUCGGUUUAGGAAAGCCAGGAAUUCGAAGACUUUUGGAUGCUGUUAAAAAGAGACGUAAUACUCAAUGGAAAAAGAAUUUAAUUACUAAAAUAAGACCUGGCAGUAGUACAAAGAGCAAUAAACGAUCUUCGCAGCCUAUUGAAGAAUCUUCAGUGCUUACUUGUCUUAUUCAAGACAAAGAUGUUACUUUAUCGAUUAAAUUAGGUGACGGUAGUUUUGGUGUGGUUAGACGAGGAGAAUGGGUAUCUCCUUCUGGUCGAACAUUACCAGUUGCAGUGAAAGUUUUAAAAGCUGAUGCUUUAACACAACCACGCAUUAUAGAAGAUUUUGUAUCAGAAGUUCAAGCGAUGCAUACUUUGAAUCAUCACAAUCUUAUUAGGUUAUACGGAGUGGUAUUGUCGCAGCCUAUGAUGAUGGUAACGGAGCUUGCACCUUUAGGAGCUCUCUUGGAUUAUUUACGAAAGCAAUGUGGCCGUAUAUCAGUUUUAGCUUUAUGUAAUUAUGCUUUACAAGUAGCAACUGGUAUGGCAUAUUUGGAGGCCAAACGUUUUCUUCACAGGGAUCUAGCUUGUAGGAAUGUUCUUUUAAGUACAGUAGAUAAAGUGAAGAUAGGUGAUUUUGGUUUAAUGAAAGCUUUACCUCAACAAGAGGAUUGUUACGUUAUGACAGAACAUAAGAAAGUGCCGUUUCCGUGGUGUGCUCCAGAAUCUCUAAAAGCACGUUUAUUUACUCACGCUUCGGAUGUAUGGAUGUUCGGUGUUACAUUAUGGGAAAUGUUAACGUUCGGAGAAGAACCAUGGGUUGGAUUAAAUGGAUCAGAAAUUCUUCGAAAAAUAGAUAGAGAAGGUGAAAGAUUACAUGAACCAGAAGCUAUGCCACCUGUUAUGUAUGAUUUGAUGUUACGUUGUUGGGCUAGAGAACCUUCGGAAAGACCUAGCUUUGCUUCAUUGAAAGAAUCCUUAACUGGAAUGGUACCAUCGGUAAUGAAAGCAUUAAGUGAUUUUGACGAAGCUGACAAAAUGAAUAUCGAGCAAAGUGAUCAAAUCGUUAUUAUCGAUGGUAGACCAGAAAAUUAUUGGUGGAAAGGACAAAAUCAAAGAACUUAUCAAGUUGGCCUAUUUCCUCGUUGUUUGGUUGAUCCAAUGAGAAAAAAGCAAGCAGAAGAUAUAAGUAAACCUUUAGAAAAUUCUUUCAUACAUACAGGACAUGGUGCUCCUUUUGGAAAAAGUUGGGGUAGUCCUAUUUAUAUAGAUGAUGUUUAUCUUCGAAAUCCAAUGGAACCACCGGACAUUGUUGCUGUUGCUGGAGUUGCGGAUAAUCAAAAGAAAAAGUUUUCAUGUGGUACACCACGUUCGCGUAAACAAUUUAAUUAUACAAAAUUACAAAACGAUAUAAGGGCUAGUCCUGUUAAAUCAAGUGUUCCUGUACCUGGUACCAGUCAAGAAGGUAGUCUAAUAGAUUUAUCACCAGAGGAAAUAAGUAAUACAAAUUCACCUCAAUCUGAUACAACGUGUCGACGUGUCAUUAAUAUAUUAGAUGAACCUAUCGAAACGGUUGAAACAAUAACACAAGAGGAACCUAAUCAACAAGAGGAUCCUAGAACAUAUGCCAAUUUCCCGGGUAAUCUAGAUCCUAAUUAUUCUGAUCCAUUUGAUACUUCUUCAGUAUUUAUGAAACCACCCCAUUCUCGAUAUUAUAGUCAUGUACCAUCUGAUUUGACUAAUCACUAUAAUAAAACUCAAUCAUAUGGAAAUAUUCAUAGUGAAGAAGGUAGCAGUAGUAGUAGUAGUAGUCAGAAUAUUAAUGUUAAUCAAUACUCUUCGAAUUUGAGUAAGAAUAGUAUAAAUGAAAGUGUUAAUUUAAAUGUUAAUGUUAAUGUUAGUGCAGAAGCCAAUGCUUUCGCAGAAGACCAUUAUAGUGAAAUUGAUAAACUUCAAAAUCCGUCUGCAUCCAAUUGGACGAAUUGGCCAGAAGACUUGCAAAAUGAUCCACAAACUUAUGCCAAUGUUAUAAGUCAUAAUUUAGCUACAACUUCUAAUGGACAACCAUCACCACCACCGCCACCACCAUUGCCACCUCCCCCACCUCCUAUAGGUCCCAAUGAAAGUCCACCUAAACCUAAAUCUAAUCAUGAUCUUGCCCAAAAUUUAAGCGAAUUAAAUAUAACUUCGCACAAUGUUGCUUCGCCUAAAAAGUUGGAUCCUGCGUUUCUCGCUGAAUUAGAGAAACAUUUGGGAGAGAAAGAAGCUAGUAAAAAUACUAACGCUACUCAACAACAACAUUCUAAUAAUGAAUCACAUACGUAUACAUUGAUUAAUAAAUUACAAGAUAAUUCAACUAUACCAACACUACGACCACCACCGCAAUCGAUAAAACCAAAAUCUCCGCAAUUGGAUCAAAGAACAACGAGCACGCAUCUACCAAGUAAAGUGCAAAAUUCAAUGCAGUCGAAAAAUACGAAUGUUCAAAAGCCAAUGGUACAACAAGAGCAUCGUUUUGUGGAAAGUACUACCGAUGCCAUAGUAGGACAAAUGUGGCAACAAGCGCAUUCUCAGGUGCAUCUGCAAAGUAAUUAUUCCGUAUCAACAGAUCCAAAUGUUAAUCGCAUAUCACCGGUGGUAAAUAUGCCACAAAUAAAUGUUAAUUUACUUCAAGUAGCGCCUAGUAAUCUAAUUCAUGCUACUAGUAACUUGAAUAGCUCACAGUAUGUUUCAAAAAGUGCCACAGAAACAACUUCCAGUCAUGCACAAAAUUUUACAUCUACAAGUCAAAAUUACUUCCAGCAACAAAACAUGCCACUUUUAACUAUAAGUCGUAAUCAUGGAAUAACUCAAAUACAAAAUGAUUUACAACAAGCACAAUCUAGUGCUGCCAGCAAUACUAAUACCAUUUCAAAGCCUGCUAUGUUUACUACUGGUACAAUGUUUUCCGAACAAGUAUAUGUUGAAUUGAAACAGACAGUACCUAAUUUAGAACAAUUGUCCCAAAAUGAAUUUAAUACCCUUUAUAAUAAGACUGUUCAACAAAAUAUACUCAGAAAUUAUUAUGCUUCCGGUGCAACACCAACUAAUACUAUUGUGGAUCAAAAUCUAAGUCAUAGUCAUAUAAAUUAUCAAGAUACAGCUAGCUAUAAUGUUCAACAACAGCAACAACAACAACAGCAACAACAACAACAACAACAACAAAUUCAAGCUGCCCAAGGAUCUCGAAAUGCACUUCAAAGCCAUCCUUGUGAUUUUAGUCCACAUUUAAAGCAACCACCUGUAUAUAAUCCACCUCCUGCAUGGAGUCCACUUAAAUCGGUGCAAAAUGGUUUUAUAAGAAAUCAAAAUGCUGUCAUGAAAUCAAAUUUAACAGCUAAUCAGGCUGGAAAUCCAAAUGUAUUACAACCUGUACAUAUUAAGCCACAUCAAGUUAAUGCUGCUACGUCACAAUCAUUACCAAUUCGUAAUGUACAACAAUCUCACAUGAAUGAAACUGUUAUUAAUACUCAAUUAGCACCUUCCACAUCGGCAUAUCCAUCUGGUGUUAGUCCACCUUUGACAGGUGCUUCACAACAAUUAGUUAUGUCUCUCAAUGAUGAAUUUCGUGCAACUAAAGUAAUGAGAGUACAAAGAGAUAUUGAAAAUGCUUCACAACAAGAAAUUUUAGCUGCAUUACAAGCUACUGGAUGGGAUACUGCACAAGCAGCUAAACAAAUUAUGAAAGACCGAUUAGUUAAAAUAGAAUCUCUUAAAAGGUUAGGUUUGGCAGAUAGACAACAAUGUGAAAAUGCUCUUAAGCAGACUGAUUAUGAUGUAGAAAGAGCGGCAUCUUUUUUAUUAGAUCAAGCUAAAUAAACAUUUCAAUUAAUUUGGUAAAUGCUAAAGAUAUUAAUACGAAGAAGUAUUUCAUCGAACGAAAAUACAGUAAUUUCAGUUAUGCGAAUGCUUAUAGAAAAAAAAAAAAAAAAACAUUAUUUAUAUAUUACAUAUGAAAAAUCACAAAUAAUUGUUUUACUAAAGAGUUCGUUGAUCUGACAUUUAGAAAACGUUGCAUUCCAAUAUACGACGAUAAUGAACAAAUUUGAAAUAUGCAGUUCUACUUAAUUGUACAGCAAAUGGC